CAAAUUACAAUUACCUACAUACUAAUACGUCUUCUGAAAAACUGUCUACUAGGUAAAGUUUUGUACCCUCUCGACCCCUCCCCCGAUAAUCCCGCAGUAACGUCGAUUUGGUCAGCGGAAGUGUUUACAUGGUAGGUUAGUUCUUCAUGUAUGUUGAUUGCGUAUUAGGUAAUAAGAUCACGUGCCUUCGAUUUGUGAAGCAAGAUGGCGGCCUCGUCCCAUUUCUUGUUAUUGUGCGUUUUUAUUUCACUUUUAGUGUGUUCUUACACGGACUCAAUCUUUUCAGUUCCUGUUUUUAUAUGGUCUAGAAAUAGUGAAGUAAAUACUGCUGAUCCAGUGCUAGCAGGACACACAAUAAAAGGAAGAGAUUUCCAAGAGAAAUACUUAAAUAAACUAUUCCACACACCUCAAAUUGUUGGUGUGUUUCUUCAGGACAGGCUGAGCAUAGAUGAUAUAAGUCACUAUGGUGAUGCAUACAGCCCUGGAAACCAUGGAGCUGCUUUUUCCAAUCUUCUAGCUGCUAUGGAAACUGCCAACUCAUCAGCUGUUCUUCCAUCAGUAGAAGUGUCAUCAUCUUCUGGUGGAAAGUCUGAUGAACUAGUACAGCUGAUCAGGAGGUUGGCUAAUGGCUUGGUCAAGGAGUUUAACCCAGAUGAAUCUGACAAGUUUGAUAUUUCCAAGUUUUCAUUGGACCGGGAAAAGACUAAUGUAUUUAUAUUCCAUUUGCUUCCAGCUUCUUCAAGGUUUGUUUGGCUUCUUAUUGUUGGUGUGUUCAACUUAAUAACUUUAACUUAAUUUACUUUAAGUUGUUGGCAUAAGAAGAUUAAACAAGUCUUAAUGAUUGAGUGUCCUAAACAUUACAGAGUGCUUUCACAUGACAUCAC
Orbicella faveolata is the source of this 884-nucleotide messenger RNA. RefSeq names its product V-type proton ATPase subunit S1-like. NCBI's taxonomy places the organism in Eukaryota, Metazoa, Cnidaria, Anthozoa, Scleractinia, Merulinidae. Gene Ontology annotation, molecular function: ATPase activator activity. The record is from RefSeq and is a predicted model, not a curated record. Gene Ontology annotation, cellular component: proton-transporting V-type ATPase complex.